Molecule: messenger RNA, 2430 nt
Organism: Oryctolagus cuniculus (rabbit)
Lineage: Eukaryota; Metazoa; Chordata; Mammalia; Lagomorpha; Leporidae
Source: RefSeq, a predicted model, not a curated record
UAAGAUAUCCACAUAUCUUUGUUAACAGCCACUUAACAACUUUGCAUCAUUUAAAAUGCCAGGCCAAUGAGCUGACGGUGGCCCUAGAAGGUGGCCCUAGAAGAUAACAGCGUUCAGGCGGGGGCCAGAAAUUGAUACUUCCAGUCAUUCUUGGUGGUUUGCCUGCACCGACUUUGUGAGCCAGCUCAUGAUCUCAGGAUGUAUGAAAAAAUAACAAUUGCACUACUAUUGUUCGGUUUCAUUACUACAGCACCUGCCAACUUCACAGCUUCAACAUUAAAUAAUGAAAAACAAGACAUUACUUCUGAACAUACGGUUUUAGCAACAAAAUCAAGUUCUGUUUCUACAUCGACUGCCAAACUCUGGUCUUCAACCUUAAGUAAUGGAAAAACUGACCCAACAAAAUCAAGUUCUGUUUCUACAUCGACUGCCAAACUCUGGUCUUCAACCUUAAGUAGUGGAAAAACUGACCCAACAAAACCAAGUGUUGUUUCCACACAGCUCAGAACACCUGUCAAAGCUCUCAACGAAACAGAACGUGGAAAUGGCAAUGGUUCUGUAGAAAAGCCAGAUGUUGUUUCCACACAGCUCAGAACACCUGUCAAAGCUCUCAACGAAACAGAACGUGGAAAUGGCAAUGGUUCUGUAGAAAAGCCAGAAACAAGACAACAAUAUAAUCAUGCUUUGUCAGAACCAGGUUACCACUUUGGGGAUAUCACCACAACCUCCCCUGUUACUGUGAUAAUACCCAUUAUUUUUGGUGUGAUUGCUGGUAUCGUUGGAGUUAUCCUCCUUAUUUCUUAUUGUAUUAGCCGACUGACAAAGGGUGCAAACAUGCCUUUAAAUUCUGUUGAAGCAGAAAUUCCAGGAAAUUAAUCGAUGGAAAUCUGCUCAUGCAGUCAAAUUUUUGGAAAAACUCAAAGGAGACAUGACUUCAGUGAAGUGAAAAAUGAACAUAUGAAUUGGACAUUCUAGUAUCGUGUAGCUCCUAACUUGUACAAUUUUAGAAUGCAGCUUUUACAUCACAACUCCCAGCGACUCAAACAUGAAAAAAAUCUCCUGUCAUUAAUAUUUCAAGAUAAAAAAUUUUCUUGCAUUGUUUUUGUGUUAUUGUAAAUUUUAUAAUCAAGUUAUUGGAAAUUCAGGCCCCAAAUUUUGGUGGAAUUCAUUCUUAUUCUAUACUAUUGUUUUUAAUCAUGGCACUAUCAAGUGAAGGGCUUGUAACACCUUUUCACUGUUUAAAUGAAUUCAGGGGAUACUGAAGUCCUGUCACUCAUUCUCUUAGUUGUUGAACAGGCAAGAUGUGGUUUUACACUAAGGAUGAUAUUCUGUUCACACUAAUAAAACUUGUGCUUGGAAACGCCAUUAUAUAUAAAGAUAGUCACAGCCAUCAUUUAGUGCACAAGUCAAUACAAAGUGUUAUUCCCAUUUAAAAAUGAUAUGUAACAUAUAUACAAAUGACCUACUUAAAAUGACUUGUGUGAAAGUGGAACAUUAACUCCUUCAGUGCCCUGACUGAUACAUUUUGUUUCACUGAAAAAGUUAUUAAUGUAAGUGGUCAGAGUGUACUGAGAAAGAAAAGAAUCAAUUCCUUUUUUUGGAACACAAAUUUGACUCUGAAUGUAACAAAAUGUGUAAAUGUGACAUGGAGGUAAAUAUUUGAAUAGGUCACUCUGUUUUCUCAACUGAAUUCUUUAACCCAUCAGUUUCAGUUCUCAUUAAUAAAACUUUGGAAAUUGUUUUAAGUUAUCUAAAAGAAAUUUCUAGAUAUUAGACUGAGUUCUAGUGGAUAUCCAGCUGUUACUCAUUUAUAGUGAAAAAAAAAAUAAAAAUAAGAAAUACAGUCCUGUAAUAGUCUAUUUCCAAAUUAAUAAAAUUCCAUACUUGAUGUGAUAAUUAAGUGAAUAAUUUUAUGUAUGGAUGUGGGCCUAGCAACUUUUACUUAAACUACCUUGGGCCAUCUUCCAUUGCUUUCCCAGGCCAUAACAGAGAACUGGAUUGAAAGUGGAGCAGCUGGGACUCGAACCGGCGCCCAUAUGGAUGCCGGCACUGCAGGCGGCAGCUUUACCCACUACACCACAGCACCAGCCCCCUGCCCCAUGCUGAAUUUCUUAAAACUGAAGGCUAGGGUGGGAGGGGUGGUGAAGCUCAUUAGACGAUUUUACUCUUCAGUACUGAGUGUUUGUGUGUGUGUGUGUGUGUGAACAAAGGGUCUACACUAGGGAGACAGUGAAUGCAGAAAGGUGAGGGUCUUGUGAAGACAGAACAUGGACAGCAAAGGCAUAGUGAAGGUGGUGUUUUAGUCAUCGUGGAAUAGCCUCUGGCUUUUUCUAGGUAUUCAUCCUAUCAAUGUAGCAUGCCUCUUCAAAGAAGCUCCUAUGAAUCAAAUGCUAUUCAAAUAAAAACAAAUAAACAUGCUGCCCCCACUAA